Mercurialis annua (annual mercury) is the source of this 1713-nucleotide messenger RNA. RefSeq lists its product as uncharacterized. Gene Ontology annotation, molecular function: triacylglycerol lipase activity. The record is from RefSeq and is a predicted model, not a curated record. Gene Ontology annotation, biological process: triglyceride catabolic process; lipid homeostasis. The transcript has 8 exons. NCBI's taxonomy places the organism in Eukaryota, Viridiplantae, Streptophyta, Magnoliopsida, Malpighiales, Euphorbiaceae. Bases 49 to 1359 code for a protein of 436 amino acids. Gene Ontology annotation, cellular component: membrane; lipid droplet; cytoplasm.
AUGACAAUUAAGAAAACCAAAAUCAUAGCUUAAAUAAUCAAUAUUACUAUGAUAUUAAGAAUGUUGUUCUUCACCAAGAAACAUAACAAACCUUCUCCUCCAACUCCUUCAAUGGCGCCAUCUCUCUCAUCUCUUCUCCCCUCUCAUUCCCACCCUUUCUCAUCUCUCAAUCCAAAUUCUAAUCACAGCCCAUUUCUCACACAACGCCACUCUCUCAAACCCAUAUUUUUCUCCACAAAAAACUCCUCUAAUAACAAUAAAAUCACAUACCCACCGCCACCUCCGCCGCCGCAACAAGAGAAGAAAUCAUUUGCUGUGGCAACAGGGGAGCUGUUCUUGGGAAUUGCGUCGAGGUUGUUGAAGAGUAGGAGCAGAAAUGAUAAAUUUGUAGAUGGGAAUUUGCCAAAUUCUAGUGCUGGGGUUUCUUUGAAUGGGAAUGGGAAUGUGGAGUAUGAAGAGAGAAUUGGAGCUAUUAUGGAGGAUGAGAUUGAGCCUGCUGUUAUUUGGGAACAAAGGGUUAAAGAUGUUGAGGCUGAGAAGAAAAGGCGGGUGAUUACUAGCCCUGGUUUUAGUUUUUCUGCUGCUGGAUUGUUGUUUCCUUAUCAUCUUGGUGUUGCUCAGCUUCUUAUUGAAAAGGGUUACAUUAAAGUUCCCAAAGCCAUUUCAGAAUCAGAAACAAACAAUAGCGAAACCACACCAUUGGCUGGUUCCUCUGCUGGUGCCAUAGUUUGUGCUGUAAUUGCCUCUGGUGCUAGUAUGAAGGAGGCACUAAGAGCAACCAAAAUACUGGCUGAAGACUGUCGGCUAAGAGGGACUGCAUUUCGACUUGGGGCUGUUCUACGUGAGGUCCUUGAAAACUUUCUGCCAGAUGAUGCCCAUAUCAGAUCUAAUGGGAGGGUUCGUAUUGCUGUAACUCAGAUUUUGUGGAGGCCCAGGGGUUUGUUAGUGGAUCAAUUUGACUCGAAAGAGGAUCUCAUAAAUGCAGUUUUCACUUCUUCCUUUAUUCCAGGAUAUCUUGCACCAAGACCUGCCACAAUGUUCAGAAAUCGACUUUGUAUUGAUGGGGGUUUGACAUUGUUUAUGCCACCGACGGCAGCUGCUAAGACGGUACGUGUUUGUGCCUUCCCAGCUAGCCGAUUGGGUCUGCAAGGAAUCGGAAUUAGUCCAGAUUGCAAUCCUGAAAAUAGAGCUAGCCCUAGACAGCUUUUCAACUGGGCAUUAGAGCCAGCAGGAGAUGAUAUUCUCGACAGACUAUUUGAGGUUGGUUACUUGGACGCAGCUGUUUGGGCUGCGGAGAAUCCGGUCAAUGAAGUCGUCCAAGAUGACAGCCCGAAAGUUGAAAAUGGCUCGGCGAAGUAGCUUAAUGUAAAUUCUGUUUCCAUUUUGAUGCUGAAGAUGCGGAUUAUACGGUUUAUAGUUGGCAGUUAGUUCCAUACCUUAGGUUAAUACUUGUUAGUUUAGGGGGAGAAGAGAAUACACACAUCUGAUGUUCUUCUGUUAAAUGCUGUAUAGUCAAAAAUCAAUCUAGCAGAUAUCUCAAAAGGGAGAGGAAGUGUAAGGAAAAUUUGUAAAAUUUAGGGAUUUUGAUGUAGUGUGAUAAAAUUAGGAUGAUUCAAUGUACUUUUUUUUUGCAUUGAACUAUAGGUUUAAGAAGAAUCCACAAUAAGAGAAGAAACUCUAUUUUUUUUUAUAUAAUUUUAAGUUUAUUUGCUC